This is a messenger RNA of Tarenaya hassleriana, 874 nucleotides long. RefSeq lists its product as uncharacterized. NCBI's taxonomy places the organism in Eukaryota, Viridiplantae, Streptophyta, Magnoliopsida, Brassicales, Cleomaceae. The record is from RefSeq and is a predicted model, not a curated record. The transcript is spliced from 3 exons. Bases 101 to 874 code for a protein of 257 amino acids.
CUUAUCUGAAAAAGACUAUCAUGUGGUACAUACUUUUGUAUUGUUGAAUUGCGAAGAAGUACUACCUUUUGAAAGGAUUUUUGAUGAACAAGUAUACAACAUGUAUGGUGACGUAAAUGACGAGGAAUUGACCAAAAUUAAAGAAAAAGGGUUUGCUACGUGGUUAAAAGAAUAUAUUCGAACGUCACCAGAAGAUCAUCCAUUGUGGUUGCAUGAGCUAGUUCAAGGGCCCAUUUGUCGUGUUACAUGUUGGCCUAUAUUUUUUACCAGAGGCUACGUUUUCCACACACAUGAACACGGACAACAUCGUUCGACACAUAAUUUUGGUGUUUCUGUGAAAGGGUCAGAGUACUGUGCAUCUGAUAACGAACCCGAUUUUUACGGACUACUGCAGCAGAUUUUUGAACUCCAAUAUGCAGGUCAUUUUGGACUCAAAGUGAUGAUGUUCAGGUGUGAUUGGUUUGAUCCUACACCCAUGCGAGGGAUCAGAGUCAACAAAACAGGUGUUUUUGACAUAUGUUACACACGUCGAUACGGAAAAUAUGAUCCUUUUAUAUUGGCUUCUCAAGCAGAUCAAGUGUGUUACAUCCCUUAUCCGAAGAAAAUUACAAGAAGGUCAGACAUUGAUUGGCGAGCCGUCGUGAAGAUCAACCCCAGGGGAACUAUUAUUCAAGAAGAAAAUGAUGAACAAAUCCCGCUUCAAGAUGUCGAUCAAGGCAUUCUUCAAAUUGAAGACACGAUUGAGGUUGGAAAGUUAAUAGCCGAAGAAGGAGUAGUUGAAGAACUUGCAGACAAUAAUGACGAAGAGCAGGAUAAUACCGAUGAGUCGGACGAAAAAACAACAGGAACUUCUGAAUAUGGUUCUUUUGAUUAA